This is a messenger RNA of Lasiodiplodia theobromae, 1188 nucleotides long. RefSeq lists its product as uncharacterized. The record is from RefSeq and is a predicted model, not a curated record. Bases 1 to 1188 code for a protein of 395 amino acids. Lineage: Eukaryota; Fungi; Ascomycota; Dothideomycetes; Botryosphaeriales; Botryosphaeriaceae. The transcript has a single exon.
AUGCCGCCUAUCAACGACCUCAUUGCGAACAUUCGAAAGAAACGGGACCAGGCCAGGUCCAUCCAAACACCUGCCACGGCUUUUAUCCACACCCGUGCACAUAAGAUCUUCGAGAAGAUCAACUGUUGCUGGAACGGGCAAUUUGUGAAUAUUCCACCAGCGGCUACAAUCCGUGUUCGAAGGUCUGAGUACCAGAAGCUCCUUCGACUACUUGCACAAGAUCAAGACGUCGAACGGUUCGCCUUUCGUCAGUUGAAACUGUUUUACGACAAUCAGAGCUGUAGGCUGUCAUACGAAAUAGUUACUUCUAUCCAUGAAGGCAUCCAGGAGAACGUCAAGGGCGUUAUCAGUGAGCAGUUCGGUGUUCUCAAGGCGAGAUCAGCAGAGGCGAAGAGAGUCUUAGACAUUGUCAGAAAUAGGGGUAGUACUACUAUCCCGUUGUCGGAGAACGAGAAUACCAAAGUGUCGCCAGAUGCGCUCUACGUUCUCAGGAAAGGCACGACGGAGACUCCUUGUUUCUUCCUGGAGGUCAGCUUCUCACAGUCACUCAAAGCCGCAAAGAACAAAGUCAGGAAGACCAUCCGCGACACGAAGGGCUGUCCUGGCUUAGGUCUGAUCAUCAAGGUACCCUACGCAACUCCGAAGCAGCUAGCGCAUCCUCGGCCUGAUCUCCCGCGUGCGGCUACUUACCAUCUCUUCAAGUGGACUACGGAGCAAGGCGCAGAUGGUGUAGUCAAGAACAAGGUUGUUCGGGUCCACAGGGCGCGACAGUUCCGCGAUGAAGGGGGCAAUCUUGUUCCUGGGAAGCUCUCUAUCACUCUGCGGGAUUUCGUCGGAGAGGCGCAGUUCCCGAACUUUCCAUUCCUAAACGAUCCUGCAGUAGCCCGCGCUCUCGACGAGGCCAUCGAGAUUGAUCACUCUGAGUUGGCACGUUGGUUGGAGGAGUUGGAAUCCUCUGCUCGCGACGGAGCACUGGACCUCGCUUCUGAUAAUCAGGAAGAACCUGACGAGGUCCCACCUCCUGAUGAUGAAGUGGUGGACGGAGUGAGGACUGUCGUUGAACAGUACUCCGAUGACGAAGACGAGAGCGACACGUCAAUGCUUAGUGCCACCAGCUCAGAGAAGUCAGAAGGAUCCGAGUUUGUUCCCUCCUCUGAAUCUGGUAGCUCCGGGUCUAACGAUUCUUGA